Messenger RNA from Orbilia oligospora ATCC 24927, 2235 nucleotides. RefSeq lists its product as uncharacterized. Gene Ontology annotation, cellular component: nuclear inner membrane. Lineage: Eukaryota; Fungi; Ascomycota; Orbiliomycetes; Orbiliales; Orbiliaceae. The coding region runs from base 1 to 2235 and encodes 744 amino acids. The record is from RefSeq and is a predicted model, not a curated record. Gene Ontology annotation, molecular function: chromatin binding. The transcript has 2 exons.
AUGGACGACGAACUUUAUUAUCUACAGCCGGGCUUUGAUGCCAGCUCUCUAACCAUCCCAAUCAUCCGAAACCUCCUGCUAAAGCACGAAAUCGACUUUCCUAGCAAUGUAAAGAAAGCGAAGCUAGUUGAGAUCUUCGAAACCGAGCUUGCACCACAAGCUCCUAAACUCCUGGCGGAGGCUGGGAGAGUUAGGGCGUCGGCGCGGGGUAUUGUAAAUGCUCAGGACUAUGGUACCAUUGGGGAACCAGAAGUUGGUCGUACACCUAAGAAGAGGGCUCCUCGGCGAAAGGCAAGCUCCGUCGCUACCACUACUACGGAUUACGACGAAACCACUGGUGAUGAGGAUAUUGUUGCUACCGUGAAAAAAGCCACCCGAAAGGUCGCCACCCCGAUGAAGAGGACCGCGUCGCCAGUAAAGCGGGGCAGAAAGUCAUCAGCCAUGGUGCAACAGGAGACUACGGACGACGAGGAGCCGGCUAUAGUCAUUCAAGAGACACCAAGGGUGAGGCGAGGAAGAAGGAGUCUUGCCCCAAAGACACCAGAACCGGUUAAGGAACCAUCACCGUCGCCGUCACCGGAGCCUGUUGAACUCGUAAACAAUGAGCCAGCCUUCUCCAAUGAGAAUCCCUUCCAAAUGGGGUCAUCACCUCGAUACCAGCACCCGUCUGAUGCAAACAGACGACGAACAAUGCUUGACAAGGCAACGCCUCGGCAAGUUGACAGCUCCCGUCGGAGGACAGAGGGGCUGCCCUCUGUUCGCAGAUCACCCCAGACCCCAGACUUUGAUAGAGUUUCCCCGCUACCAAACCUCUCGCCUACUCCAGUUAAAAUGGUUUCAAUAUCGAAAUUCAAGUCACUCACGCCUGACCGUAAGAUAGCAAACAUGCACGCCGAGAUUGACAACAAUAACGAUGAAAUCGAGCGAAGAAUAUUUGGUGCUCAUGACGUCUAUAUCAAGGAAGAAGAUCAGAGCCUUGAUAUGCUAGAGCCUGGCGAGGAGUUUACCCCAGAAGAGCAGCUGGAAGUCGAAAUUGAAGACGAAAAUGCCAAUGCCGUCACAAAGUUAGCUCGUAGAAGAGGAAAAUCAGAACUUGGCACGACGCUAAUGAGCAUUUUGACUACUAUUUUCAGUAUUGCAAUUGUUGCAUAUGCCGCCUGGUGGAGAGAGGAAAAGAUCAAAGUUGGGUAUUGUGGUAUCGGAAAGCCAGCCAUUAGGAACACGGGGUAUCUAGAGUGGGCGGACAAGCUUGUACCUCAGUGUGAAACUUGCCCUACUCAUGCAGUAUGCCGCGGUCGACUGAAUACAGACUGCUAUACCGACUACGUUCUCGUACCUCACCCUUUCUCCCUAGGCGGCCUGAUACCUUUGGCGCCUACUUGUCAGCCUGACUCGGAAAAAAUACGGCGAGUCUCAGUUCUUUCAGAUGCUGUUAUUACUAAGCUUAGAGACCGAGCCGCCGCCAUUGAGUGCGGUUAUAUCAAGCCUGUUUCCGAGGAAGAAGAGGGCAUUUCUGAGAAAGGCAUCAUGGAUGCGCUUUAUGAAAUGAAGUCUCCAACCCUUUCCGAUGAUCAAUUCAGAGAACUUUGGAACAAUGCGGUGCAAGACUUGGAAAAUAAGGACGAAGUUGUCACUUCUAUGACAAGCGGCGGCGAUCGAUAUUUCAAAUCCACCGAUCUCUCUAACAUAAACUGGACUUGCGCUAUCAGAAAGAAUACGCUCGCCCUUCUCUUCCGCUGGAAGCUCGAAAUUUUGGGGGUCGUCACUAUCAUACUGGCUAGCUUGAAGAUCAGGUCUUCGAUGGUUCGACGCCAAGUAUAUGCUCGCCAAGUCCAGCGCCUCGUCGGUAUUGCUCUUAAACGUCUUGCCCAGCAACAGCGCGCGUAUUAUAAUGACAGAACCGCCGAUAUUGCUUAUCUUCCUGUGAAUCAACUAAGAGAUCAAAUCCUGUCACGGGAAUUUGAUCCCGAGAAGAGGCAGACUCUCUGGGCUGGCGUCGCCAAAGUUGUGGAAAUGAACAGUAAUGUUCGAUCGACGAAUGUGGAACAUAUGGGGGAGAUUAUGAGAUGUUGGACGUGGAUUGGAAGCUCCGCUCUCUUAGAUAUGGAUGCUGGAGAAGAAGGUACCGCUAGCCAGAGGGAUGAAGCAGAGCUAAGGUCUAUUAUGGGAGGCGAGGAAGAUAAAACAGAGUUGGUCAAGUCUCGAGAAGAGCUGACACCGAGGAUUCUUUAUUAG